GGGCCUCCUGGGGGCCGGGGGGACCCCCCUGGGGGGCCCCCUGGAAGGCCCGCUGGGGGGCCCCCUGGGGGGCCCCCGAGGGGGCCCCCUCGGGGCCCCCCCAAGCUCCCCGGAAGACCCAGGGGCCCCCAGCCUCCCGUGGGGCCCCUCCAGUGGGCUCGGAGAAGAGCCCGAAGAGGGUACUAAACAGUUUGGGGGCCCUCAAUGGGAUUUAGGGUUGGGGGGCCCCCCGGGGGCCCUUGAUGCUUCGGGAGAUAGUGCAGAAACUGAGGGGGCCCCCUCUCCUGUUUUUUUCCUCAAAGGGUCUGAAGAAGAAGAGGGGGCCUCUGCUGCUAAUGAAGAAGAAGAUAUCUUUUGGGGCAGCAGCGAGGGGGCUCCCUGGGGGCCUCUCAGCGGCCUGGGGGGCCCCCCCGAUGAGGGCCCCCACGAGAGUAUGCACCCCGAGGGGGGCCCCCCAGGCGCACCAGCAGGGGGGCUCCCCGCUGCAGCAGACUUCCCCAACAGCAGCAGGCACUCGCAGCAGCAGCAACAAGCGCAGCAGCAGCAGCAGCAGCAGCAGCAGCAGCACCGGCGCGAGCCGGGGCAGCAGGGAAAGCCACAGGUGUCUCAAGGGGGCCCCCCAGGGGGUGUCCCCAAGACCCCUGGGGGCCCCCCUAAAGGGGGGCCCCGGGAAGAGAGGGGCCCCCAAGAAGCCUAUGGGAUUUCAGCUGGGACGCGCCUGCUGCGCGAAGCGAUAAUGCACGCUGCAGCAGCCACAGCAGCAGCAGACAGAGCAGCAGCAGCAGACAGAGCAGCAGCAGCAGCAGCAGCAGCAGAAGCAGCAGCAGUGCAGUUCCAGUUCUUUGUUUGGCCGGCGGGCCACCAGAGCCAACGCCCAAAGGCUGAAUAA
Molecule: messenger RNA, 889 nt
Organism: Eimeria tenella
Lineage: Eukaryota; Apicomplexa; Conoidasida; Eucoccidiorida; Eimeriidae
Exons: 2
Source: RefSeq, a predicted model, not a curated record